ACGUCAGGCUAGGGUAUGUGAUAUUGACAAAAAAUAAUAUCUUGAUAUUUUUGGUGGAGUUUGUCGAUACCUAUGAUUACAUUUAAUCAAUAAAUUCAAUUAGAAGACACUAUAGGGCUGUUACCAACCAAAUGAAAUCGGUAUCAACAUAAUCCGUCUUUGCAAUGCAGAGGAAACACAGAAACUGCAUCUAAAGUGGCAUGUGACUGUUUAAUGCAGCUCAGAGAUGACAUAAAUGUAUUUAACCUGCAGUUACAAAUGCAUAAAUAAUGUUCUGAUGUUUUAAAAAUAAAACAUGAAUGAUUUUAAAAUUGAAAAGAUAUUUUAAAUAUGAAACUAAACCUGCCUGUAGGUGGCAGCAUGUCAGUAAACGAAACUAAUUAAUUCAGCUGGACUGGACUGAUUCAAAUGGACUGAUUCAUUCAGUAACAAAUCACCGCUGUGUGUUGCUUAGUGACGCAAAACAGUUCUGAUGUGGCUUUGUUUGAAACUAUUUCCGUGAAAUAGAGCAAAACAGGCAAUAUUGUGUCUAAAAUGUCAGUCACUUAAUUGUUUUACACGUAACUGUUGUAUAAAAUUAAUAUCACAUUUCGAGUCGUAUUUUGAAAAACAAAAACAAAAAACAAAACACAGCACUCUUUUUGUGAUUGCUUAACUAUAUCAUAUAAUAUAAAUAAAGCCUGAAUGACAAAUACUCAUUUUUACAGCAUUUUAAUAGAGUAAAUCACCCAGUGAGAGCGUGUACUCUAAAUUCGCAUUUGCAGUAGUCUAACUCUAACCUAAAUCAAAAAGGCUACAACCCGCAGUGUAUGUAUGCCCUCUCUAGGCGUGUCUUUGUUUAGUUUUUGCAAAGUGAGGGACAUACUCGAUAAUGUCAGAUUGCACAUUGUUAAAACAACAAUUACGAUAUUAUUGUAGACAAUAUAUCGCGCACACCUAUCUUACCUGAAUUUAGAUGGGGCAUGAUUAAAUAAGCAAUAUCACACAAGAAAUACUGCCAGUGAUCCAAAUAUGUAAAUCUGUGUUUUUGAAUGAAUCAGUUGAGUGAAUGAGACAAUGACUCACUUAUAAAGAGAGUCAUUUCUGAAACAAUUAUGAUGAAUUUGGAACCACAUACUAACAUACUACUCUUAGUAUUUCUGCCAUAUGAAUUUAUGAUAAAAGUAGUACGAGGAGUAUAUUUGUAUGCAGUUCUAGAAUGAAUCAACUGUAAAUGAUUCAAUGACUCACUCGUAAAUACUCACUUGUUGCCACCUACUGGUUAAAUGAUGUAACCAGCAGAAAGAAUAACGUAAAAAUAAUACUCACCAUAUUAUAUUAUAAUUAGAUUAGAUUAGAUUAGAUUACAAAAAGCCCUAUCUGCUAGAUCAACUUUUUGUGUACCCUGUUGUACAUCUGCAGGCUUUGAUCCUUUGUCAGUGAGAAACCAAGAAAUAUAUGCUGUAAAUUAAAUCUGAAGGCAGUUUGCGUUGAGAUGAAAGAACAAGAGAAUGUGGGAGUGUUUGUAAAUGUCAUCCUUUUAGCAAGGAUCGUCAUCAUCCACCAGUUAACGAGCAAUAUAAGGUGUUGCAAGUCAUUAAACCUAUAAGAUAUUGUGUAUAAGAAGCUCUGCACUAAACUUAAAUUUCUGCACAGGAAAAGUGACAUUUAACAUUUAUUUUACUUUUUCAUGCCGCUAUUUCUAUUUUAUUUAAAAAUGUAUUUUUAUUUUUAAAAAUAGGUGUAUGUGUGUAUGUACUGUAUUUAUUUGAAUGUUUAAAAAUACAUUUAAUUUAAAUUUAAAAAACAUUUAAAAGUCAUAUAUCAGGAAAAGACAUGACCCCAUACUAUACAUCUAUGAAAUUAAUUGUUGUUGUUUUUUUCUUCUCUUUUCUUUCCCCAGCUCGCACUUUCAUCCUAUGGAACCAGACGUCUAGUCCCACCAACUCUACAGGUUUGUUUUGUAAUACUUCGAUUGAUGGCAUUGGGACAUGCUGGCCCAGGAGCAGUGCAGGAGAAGUGGUGUCCCGCCCCUGUCCGGAGACAUUCCUCGGGGUCCGAUACAACACCACCAAUAAUGUGUACAGAGAAUGUCUUGCUAAUGGCACCUGGGCAAAGAAGGGAAACUACUCCCAAUGUCAGGAAAUCCUCAACGAGGAGAAGAAAAGCAAGCUGCAUUACCACAUUGCAGUCAUCAUAAACUACCUGGGACACUGUAUCUCUCUGGGAGCCCUGCUGGUUGCCUUCAUCCUCUUUAUGAGACUCAGGAGUAUCCGGUGUCUGAGAAAUAUCAUCCACUGGAACCUGAUUACGGCAUUUAUCCUGCGAAAUGCCACCUGGUUUGUGGUGCAGCUCACCAUGAAUCCAGAGGUGCAUGAGAGCAAUGUGAUCUGGUGCAGGCUGGUCACAGCAGCAUAUAAUUAUUUCCAUGUGACCAACUUCUUCUGGAUGUUUGGAGAGGGCUGCUAUCUGCAUACAGCCAUAGUACUGACAUACUCCACAGACAAACUGAGGAAAUGGAUGUUCAUCUGUAUAGGUUGGUGUAUUCCAUUCCCCAUUAUCGUCGCAUGGGCCAUUGGCAAGCUGUACUAUGACAAUGAAAAGUGCUGGUUUGGGAAGCGGGCCGGCAUUUACACUGAUUAUAUUUACCAGGGUCCCAUGAUCCUGGUCCUACUGAUUAACUUCAUUUUUCUCUUCAACAUUGUGAGGAUCCUGAUGACUAAACUGAGGGCCUCCACUACCUCAGAGACCAUUCAGUACAGGAAAGCGGUGAAGGCCACACUGGUUCUUCUGCCCCUGCUAGGCAUCACAUACAUGCUGUUCUUCGUCAACCCUGGCGAGGAUGAGAUCUCACAGAUUGUCUUCAUAUACUUCAACUCUUUCCUAGAGUCCUUUCAGGGAUUCUUUGUGUCAGUGUUCUACUGCUUUUUGAACAGUGAGGUUCGCUCAGCCGUUCGUAAACGAUGGCAUCGCUGGCAGGAUAAGCACUCCAUUCGGGCACGGGUGGCGCGGGCCAUGUCUAUUCCCACCUCUCCAACGAGGGUCAGUUUCCACAGCAUCAAGCAGUCGUCGGCCGUCUGACCUUAACAGAAGCGAAGCGCCCGUCCCCGUUUCUUCUGCUUCUGCUCUUUCUGUCCUCAGCUAAUCAUCAAUGUCCUCUGCAAAACCCAGGGAUAACAGCUAUGGGCCAAACAGGGUAUGAUCCUCAGCUGAAACAUAGAUGAAGGGUGGAAAAUACACAAACAAAAAGGUCCACCUGCCGAACACCGUGAAGAAGAAUCAGAAACAGAUUAGAGCAUCGGUGGUCUCAGACAAUGAUGGGAGACUGUGGGAGGAAUCUGACACACACAAAAAAAGGUCAAUAAAUACAGACAGAGUGUAUUUAUUCAAUAGAUAAAGUUAUAUGUCGCAUUA
Megalobrama amblycephala (Wuchang bream) is the source of this 3393-nucleotide messenger RNA. RefSeq names its product corticotropin releasing hormone receptor 1 (gene crhr1). Gene Ontology annotation, molecular function: corticotrophin-releasing factor receptor activity; G protein-coupled peptide receptor activity; corticotropin-releasing hormone binding. Bases 1816 to 3060 code for a protein of 414 amino acids. The record is from RefSeq and is a predicted model, not a curated record. Gene Ontology annotation, cellular component: plasma membrane; neuron projection. Gene Ontology annotation, biological process: adenylate cyclase-activating G protein-coupled receptor signaling pathway; cell surface receptor signaling pathway. Lineage: Eukaryota; Metazoa; Chordata; Actinopteri; Cypriniformes; Xenocyprididae. The transcript is spliced from 12 exons.